Molecule: messenger RNA, 2001 nt
Organism: Hansenula anomala
Lineage: Eukaryota; Fungi; Ascomycota; Saccharomycetes; Phaffomycetales; Wickerhamomycetaceae
Product: C2H2-type zinc finger protein
Exons: 1
Coding region: 1-2001 (666 amino acids)
Biological process (GO): regulation of DNA-templated transcription
Molecular function (GO): DNA-binding transcription factor activity, RNA polymerase II-specific; RNA polymerase II cis-regulatory region sequence-specific DNA binding
Source: RefSeq, a predicted model, not a curated record
AUGAAUCUAUAUGAACAAUCGUGGAUGACUCCACCAAGUUCUACUGAAAAUAAAAACACAUCCUAUUUUAUGGAAUAUGUUAAAACUCAACCUGAAAGCUCAGUUCCAUUACCACAUGAAGAUUUCACUCCAUAUCAACAGAAUUAUGAUCAAGUUGAUGAUUUUUUAACUCAAACUUUGUCAUCUUUACAAGAAUUAGAUAUACCUGUUGGUGAAUCAUCUUCUAAUGCUUUUGCUCAAAAUAGUAAUGGUUCUAGUGCUCAUCCUGGUGCUCUGAGAGGUCAUAAAAAACAACCAAGUGGUACAGCUAUUUUUGGUUUUGCUAGUCAUAACAGAACUCUAUCAAUCCCUGGCGUCCCACAAGGUAUUAAGCAUGUUGGUGUUAAAUCAAAUGAACAUUUGAGUAUUGCACCAAAUCAAGUAUACUCUCAUUCACAACAACCUCCACCUCCACCUCAACAACAACAACCUAUCUUGUAUCAAAAACCACAAGAUAUGGAAGCUGCUAACCAAAUUGUUAAUAACAAUCGUCAACUUUAUCAACAAUUUCAACCUAUUCCAAUACCAGCUCCUCAACAAUACCAUUUCCCACCUCAACCAAAGAAAAAUGAUGACUUUGUAAUAACGAAUAAGGCACCAACACAUUAUAAGUUCCCACCUGAACCACCAGUUCCUGCUCCAUCUCAAUCUCAACAAGGUGGUCCAAGAACAGUUGCAGUCCCAGUUGAAUAUUUACAAAGAAUCACAAAUUAUAUCAAGAGUCGUGAAGAUAUUGAUAUGAACAAAUUUUUGGAUUAUGGUUAUAAUGAUUAUCCAAAUGCUUCAAAUCCUGAAGUUAUGAGAAAGUCAAUGUCUCCAAAUCCACCAGUUGAUAUAUCGCCUGUUUUGAAACAGAUGGAAGCUCAACAGCAACAACAACAACAGCAACCUUCUUCAGAUUCAACUGAAGUUAACACUCCAGUUCAUACACCUGAAGAACAACAAAUGCCACAAUCUGAACCACAUUCAUUCCAACCAAAGCCUUUUACAAAUUUACCACAACAACAAGAUCCAAUUGGAUUAGGUAUACGAUUUGAAAACAAUGUUAAAAGAGAUUUUGAAUCACCAGAAUCUGAAUUUUCAGAAGUUCCAAAAACUCCUUCACCAAUUCUAAGAUCUCAAGCCAAAUUUUCAAGUGAACAAAAGCCUAAAAAUGAAUUGAACUGGACACCAGUAAUAGUUGGUGAUAAAUCAUUACCAAUGUUGAAAAGAAAGCCUCAAGAUAAAGCCUCAACUUUACCACCUGGUGAAAUUGAUCAAUAUGUUAUUGGUCCAAGAGAAGAUAAGACAUAUAUCUGUAAUUUCAAAGACUGUGGUAAAAUGUUCACAAGAAGAUAUAAUGUUAGAUCUCAUGUUCAAACUCAUUUAAGUGACAGACCAUUCAUUUGUGAUGUGGAAGGUUGUAAAAAAGCUUUUGUUAGACAACAUGAUUUAACAAGACACAAGAAAAUUCAUGAAGAAUUUGAAUUUAAAUGUCCUUGUGGUAAAAAAUUCUCAAGACAUGAUGCUCUAUACCGUCAUAGAAUAAGAAUGAUUUGUGUUGGUGGUAUUAAAGAAUCAGAAGAAGAACAGAAAUUGUCAACAAAUAAUCCAUCAUCCUCAACUUCAUCAGUAUCAAAGACUGCUCCAAAUAGUAGUAUAAAGAAAUCCAAAAAGAAGGUUAAUAAACCAAUAAGGAUUGAAAAUGAUCAAGUUGCUAAAAGGCUAGAGUUUGAUUUAUUGAAAACCCAAAAUAAUAAGAUAAAUAAAUCAUCAUCAUCAUCACCAAGAAACACAGAUGAAUCUGAUAAUGUUUUUUUCAAACAAGAAUCAAUGGACCAGAUGAAUAGAAAGCCAGUAUCACUGGAUAUCAAUUCAAAUCAAACUCCUAUAGGAGAUUCACCUGGUAAUUCUGAAAAUAUGUUUUUGAAUGAUUUAAAUUUUGGAUUUGAUAAUCAUUCUUAUGAAGAUUACAAAUUUUGA